AUGGUGUCAGAGGAAGUGAGUGCGAUGAUACAAGGAGAAACUUCAAUCAAAAGGACUGACCCUGGUAGUUUUGUCCUAGAUUGCAAGAUACAAAAUGCACGUUUUCCUCGAUCUCUUUGUGAUCUUGGCUCUAGUGUAAACCCCAUGCCAUACUUUGUGGCAGUUUCACUAGGUUAUAAUGUAUUCGUUCCAACACCUAUCACGUUAGUUCUAGCUGAUCGUUCUAUUAGGGUACCUGAAGGAAUCCUCGUAGAUGUACCAGUCAAACUUGAUGAUUGUUUCAUACCAACAGAUUUCGUUGUACUAAAGUAUAAACAAGUGCCGAAAGACCCCCUUAUUUUAGGUCGGCCCUUUUUGGCUACAGCAGGAGCAAUCAUAGAUGUUAAAGGGGGAAAGAUUAAUUUAAAUGUCGGAGAUAUAUCAAUGAACUUCGACAUGGAAAAGCUAGUCAAACGUCCUCUGAUAGACGAUCACGCCUUUUACACAGAAGAAGUUUCUGAACCAGAAAAAGAAUACCUUAUGGAUAUAUUUUUGCUGAUAGUUCAUCAGAAGACACAUUCACUCCUGAUGAAAAAGGAAUCCUGA
Molecule: messenger RNA, 585 nt
Organism: Raphanus sativus (radish)
Lineage: Eukaryota; Viridiplantae; Streptophyta; Magnoliopsida; Brassicales; Brassicaceae
Exons: 1
Coding region: 1-585 (194 amino acids)
Source: RefSeq, a predicted model, not a curated record